UACGCCCGUGUGAUUGUAUCGAGCCGUUCUUCCCCCGGUCGACUGCUGAAGUGUGUAGUGUAGGCAACAGGACGCAAAACACGCGCUAAAAUGGCAGUCUGAAGGCGUGCAGCGGCGAUCCUUGCAGCGGCAACAAACCGGCAGUGCAGCGGCGAAGUGCACUGGUUAUAUUUGGCAAAAUGGCGUCUCUCUCGGCAACCACCCUCAGCUUUGCUGCCGUCGACAGCAGUUUGGGACCUCUCGACUUGUUAACAUUGUCAGGCUCUCCAUUGUUCUCGUACACCCAUCUGCAACUACCACUGACCAGCAGGAUCCAUGGCACUCUCGCAGCUGGCCUUGGAGGACGUGGCAGCCCCGUGCUUAGAGCCCUCUUUUCCGAUGGCUGACCCCAUGGGGCCCCUUCUGGACCAAGAUGAAGAAGCUCUCUCUCCCUCUUCCUCUUUAGAGGUGAAGGUGCCAGUUUCGCCCUCCCUCUCUUUCUCCUCCAGUGCAUCCUCUCCGUCUCACUAUCAGACCAUUGCAUUUCCCCCGUUUUUCUCUGCCUCCCCACCUCCCUCCCCUCCCACUCAUUCCUCCUCGCUCCUGGGGACCAAGGAUGAAACAGACCUGCUGUCCUUCUCCCUGCUGGAUGCCAGCGACCUGCUCGACACCCACGUUGGAGCAAAUGAUGGCAAAGCAGAUGAUGCUUUUGAGGGCAUGGACUGGAUGUCGGAAAAAAUCGACUUCAGUGAGAUUGACCUGGAUUCUCUGAUCGGCUCCUGCUCAUCUGUCUCUCCUGGCUCCCCUGAAGAUCUCCUGGCCUCCCUGGACUCUCACAUGCGUCUGGAUUCUUUUGAAAUGCCUAACCCCACUCAGCACAACAGCCCAGACCUUACUGUGACAUUGCCAGAAAUCCAGUCACUCCCUCUGGAAACGCCUCUCCUCGAGUCAACUGAGUCCAAGAAAACAGAAUUGGCACUUGUCCAGGAUGACGAUGUGAAGUCUGAGCCUCCCUCUCCCUCUCCCGCCCCCUCCUCCUCCUCUCCCACCUCUCCGGCCUACACGUUGGAAUUGGGGAGUGAAGUGGAUGUCCUGGAUGUUGAAAAAUCGACCACAACCCUAUCAGCCACCAUAAUCUCCGACCCCAGUGGAAUCAUUCAGACCAUCAAUCAAAUUGUGCACCCCAUUCCCACCUCUACUCACAUCGUGGUGGUCCUUGCCAACGAAGAAGAAUCUUCUCCCAUGUCAGAUAAAACCGCCACAUCCAGCGACUCCGAGGGCGACUCUGGGAUCGAGUCGGUCGCUGGCUCACCCCCACGCCACCCAUCUCCUCCCCCCAGUUCCCCCACGUCUGGUUCCUCCAGGACCAAACCCUACUGCAGACCAGAGCCCGCCGCCGCCUCCUCCACCUCCAAGGCCCCCAGGGUCAAAUCUGUGUCUGGCGUUCCCAAGGUGAUCGAGAAGAAAUUGAAGAAGAUGGAGCAGAAUAAGACAGCAGCUACCCGCUACCGACAGAAGAAGAGGGUCGAGCAAGACUUGCUGAACACGGAAUGUGAAAUUCUCGAGAAGAAGAAUAACGAGCUGGCGGAGAAAGCAGAGUCCAUCAGCCGAGAGAUCCAGUACCUCAAGGAUUUGAUGGAAGAAGUUCGCAAGCACCGCCGGGGGAAAACCAACUCAGUUGCUUAGAAAGAAGAGUGAUGAUGUGGCACGUUCUCUU
Messenger RNA from Cololabis saira (Pacific saury), 1696 nucleotides. RefSeq names its product activating transcription factor 4a (gene atf4a). Gene Ontology annotation, molecular function: RNA polymerase II transcription regulatory region sequence-specific DNA binding; DNA-binding transcription activator activity, RNA polymerase II-specific. NCBI's taxonomy places the organism in Eukaryota, Metazoa, Chordata, Actinopteri, Beloniformes, Belonidae. Gene Ontology annotation, biological process: regulation of transcription by RNA polymerase II. Gene Ontology annotation, cellular component: ATF4-CREB1 transcription factor complex; ATF1-ATF4 transcription factor complex; nucleus. Bases 316 to 1665 code for a protein of 449 amino acids. The record is from RefSeq and is a predicted model, not a curated record. The transcript is spliced from 4 exons.